GUUCCUCUGCAUUAAGUGGAUUGGACAUAUGCAAAGAGGAUCGCCAGUAUAUCUGAACCCUCAGGUUGUGCUUCAAGAAGACUACAGGGAAGAACACAUUUUCCUCUUGCCGCAGAAGUUGCAAGAGAAGGUCUAUGAAGGUUUGAAAGGGCCAAUGAGUAUUCUCAUCAUUGAGGCAUUCUAUGGAGGGUCCCAUAAACAGCUGGUGGAUCUGCUCCAAGAAGAGUUAGAAGACUGUGUCCUUUAUACCCUUCCUGCAAAGAAAUGGCACUGGAGAGCACGGACAUCAGCUCUAUAUUUCUCUCAGAAUGUUCCCAUCAGUGAGGAUUACAGGAUCCUCUUUGCAAGCUCAGUGCUUAACCUGACCGAACUGGCUGCCCUUCGGCCUGACCUUGGGAAAUUGAAAAAGAUUCUUUACUUCCACGAGAACCAAUUGGUAUAUCCUGUCAAGAAAUGUCAGGAGAGGGAUUUCCAAUAUGGAUACAACCAAAUUCUUUCAUGCCUGGUAGCUGAUGUGGUGGUAUUCAACUCGCUUUUUAAUAUGGAGUCAUUUCUCACUUCCAUUGGAAAAUUUAUGAAGCUUAUUCCUGAUCACAGACCCAAGGAUCUGGAAAGGAUCAUCAGACCCAAGUGCCAAGUUAUUUCUUUUCCCAUCAGAUUUCCUGACGUGAGCAGAUUCAUGCCCAAGCACAAAACAACCCAUUUAAAGAAGAUGCUCAGCCUUAAAUGGAAUGGUGAUGCUGCUUCAUCCAUGGCCCUUCCUUCCCAACAUGAGCAGAGAGGUUCUGAGAAUGUUUUGAAGAAUUUUACUGCAGAGUCUGGGCUUUGCGAUACACUCUCCAGCCUUAGAAUGGCACAACAAGAAAGCCUGGGUAGCUCAUUAAUGCAAGUGUCAGACUUGAACCAGUCUAACUCAUCAGAUGAUUCAAACUCUUAUCAGGAGGAAAAGAAACAAGAUCCAUCUCUUAAUCCCUGUGACUCUUUGGGUGGAGUUGAUGAUCCGCAAAGACCAUUACACAUUGUCUGGCCUCACCGGUGGGAGCAUGAUAAAGAUCCAGAGAGCUUUUUUAAGGUAUUAAUGCAUCUAAAGGACCUAGGACUCAAUUUCCACGUCUCUGUCCUUGGAGAAACCUUCACAGAUGUCCCAGAUAUAUUUUCAGAGGCCAAAAAGGCAUUGGGAUCGUCUGCCUUACACUGGGGCUACUUACCAAGCAAAGAUGACUAUUUCCAAGUCCUGUGCAUGGCUGAUGUUGUCAUCUCAACAGCUAAGCAUGAAUUCUUUGGAGUGGCAAUGUUGGAAGCUGUGUAUUGUGGUUGUUACCCACUUUGUCCCAAGGAUUUGGUUUAUCCGGAAAUAUUCCCAGCCGAAUAUCUGUAUUCUACACCUGAACAGCUUUCAAAAAGGCUCCAGAAUUUCUGCAAGAGACCAGAUACUGUAAGAAAACAUCUCUAUAAGGUGAAUGACAAGACUGAAGUUCGGUGUUCGUUUUGGAACAACUUUAAAGAUGAUUUUCAAGAAUCGCAUAUUUGCAUUUCGGGUUCAAUAAAAUGAUGUAAAAAUCCUCGGUUUGUUUAGAAUUAGACUGCCAGUCUCGUCUCUGAAUAGCAAAGGCGAUAGGGGAAUAGUAUAAAUAGCCUCAUCGUUUGGUCCCUUCGUUCAUUAUCUUUUCUCCCAUUGUUUCAAUCAAGAUUUUUACAUUGUCAAAGUAACACAAAGAGGCCCUACUAGAAGUCUAAGUAAUCAAACUAGGAUAAAUCUGCUUCACGAGUGUCCGAAGGUGGUUCUAGGCCAUAAGUAAGACACCUUUUUACAUUCUUUGAAUGUAGCAUCUUCAUUUUACAUAAAUUCAGGAUAGUAUACAAUCUCUCAGUUUUAUAAUCUGGCAUAUUUUAAUUUUCCUAUGUUAACUAUAACCUUGACACAUGAAAUACGGUCGUCUGCCUCUUUUCUUUCCUUCCCAUUUCAUGGCCUAAAAUACAUAUUUACAGAGUGAUACAUCAAAACAUGAAUUUGUUUCUGCAGGAAACAGUUAAACUUCAGGAAAAAGGGAGAGAACCAAAAAUGCAAUUUAACACCCAAUUUCAAGCUCAUUAUCUUUCAUUGUCUAUUAACUUGGCAAUGGUUCAGAAGGUAGCUCAUAAUAGUUUAAAAUGCUGAGUGAACAGUUCCAGGCUUCAGUAUUACUCCUUGAGUCAAUACUAUUGUGUCGUAUACAGGGGAAGCUUCACAGGCAAAACAGCCCUCCAAGGUUGACCUCAGUAUUUCUUAAUUUUUAAAGUUCCAUAGCAGUUUUGUUUUGUUUGUGUCAAAUAUUAAUGAAAUCAUUUCCCACAUGGUAAACUACCAAAAUAUGCAGAAUAUGAAAACUAAGGAAAUAGACCAAUAACUAUUAAUGCAAAUAGAUUCCUAUAUAUGACGCGAAGCUAUUUUCAAAGAGUUGAAAGUCAAGUUUUUUUUUUAUUAUUCUUUCAGGUGAAUUUUUGGUAAAGUAUUUACAAAUGUAUUCCCAUCAUUAAAAUAUAUCAGCUUUUAGUUUUGCUUCAGGUUAGGCUUUAUUAACCCUGUUAUUUUGCAUCUGCACCUUUUUAACCAUUUAGAAGUUACUGCAACAAGUUGCCUUUAGUUAGAAAACAGAUCUCUAAUUGAAGUAUUUUAAUGCAGCUACUGCCAUAAUUAUAAAAUGAAUGUCAGCUGUUAAAAAAAUGAACUUGUUACUCAUGCAGUUUAAAAGAGAAGCUAUGCCUUAAAUGUUAUUUCAUUGAAUUGUUGCAUCUUACUGUUUCCAUGUAUUAAAGUCUGUUAUAUCAUAAAAUGUUCCAUCUCAAAAUUUUAUAGUCAUUCAUGUCUAAGCGUUUAUAAGAAUGUAUAUGUGUAAUUUACUCAUAAAUAUUUUUUACCUGCGAUUUUUAUCCUUAUAAAUCUAUAGUAUGUUUUCACAUAUGUACUCGUUUAUAAUUCUCAGUGAUAUUGUAUCAAAGUAGUGUUCUCAAAAAGAAAUAUAUCAGUCCAAGAAUGAUAAGUAACCAAAGGCUCUAUGGCACAAUUUUCAGGAACAACUGGUACGUUGCAAGGCAUCAAGUUAAAUCCACAGGAACCACCGGAGUUUUUAGUUUGGUUAUCGUAAUAGGAUUUUGAGUCAAAACAGAAAAAGAAUGUCGUCUAAAACUUCACGAUUAAGAUGUAGUAAAUUAUGUUGUUUUUUACCUGAUGUUCUAUAAAUAUACACAUUUUCAGAUAAUGUUUGCUUUUACUACAUACCAGAGUAUUAACCCCAAAGCAGCUUUUCAUCUCCUUUUUUUAUGCAGUGGAAGAGGAUCCUUUGUGUACAGUGAAGAGCAUUUUUUUUUCUUUUUUAGAUUUAUUCCAUUGGACAGUGCCGUUUUGCUUUUAUAAAACAUAUGCUUCUAAGAUCUAAAAGGAUAGAAUGUCACUGAAAUCUUUAAUUUGCUCCUUUUACAUUUUUACACCUUAUUUUUGUGUGUGUGUUAGAAGUUUACAUUUUAAAAUCAUCUCAACUGCUUAUCAUCUAGAGUUCACUUUAGGAUAGGAUUUUUCAUAUGGAUUCACACUUAGAAAUUUAAUGACUAGAAUAAGACUACUAACACUUGGCUUUCUUCCCACGUGAGACGUUAUACUUUCAUUAUGAGUGAGAAUUUGGGGGCUAUAACUUGAAGCCGGAUUUGAAAUGGAAUGCUAGUAACUGAAAAGCAGAAACAGAAUUUGGUACUUUCUUUCUUAAAGUGACUCUUUCGACUACAGAAUACUGUGUCCUUGACUUCCUAUCUGAAAUGGUUUCAGGCCUGAUAUGUGUAAAUUGGUCGUGUGCGUGCAUGUGUGCGCGCUGUCUCCUCCCCUCCCACACACACACACAUUUUUCUUAGAUCUUUAGAGAAAUUCAGUGCAUGCGAAUAUCAAAUGCUAGCUGAGCCACUUCUUAAUAAGUUGACAUCUACAGUUUAGUCAUUGACUACAACUUUCUUGUAUGUUCAGUACAUAUCCUUUUCUACCUAGAGGAAGUACACUGAGCACAGUACAUGUCAAAGAUAAAGUAGGUUUCACUUCAUUCGCAACAGGAAGCUUGUAUAUGAGUCCCAAAGGAGCCCUAGUAGUGCAGUGGUUAAAGCGCUCAGCUGCCAACCAAAAGGUCAGCAGUUCGAACCCACUAGCCACUCCAUGGGAGAAAGAUGUGGCAGCUUGCUUCCUUAAAGAUUACAGCCUUGAAAACCCUGUGGGGCAGUUCUACUCUGUCCUGUAGCGUCGCUGUGAGUCAGAAUCGACUCGAUGGCAACAGGUUUUCUUUUUGUUUUUUAUAUGACUCUCAAGCCUAAUUUGAACACAGGUUUCUACAUAUAAUCAUAAAAUAACCAGCCAAGGAUUGACUUCCUGUGUUAAUAGUUCUCCUUUCCAACCUGAACAAGUCUAACACUGUCAAGUUGUAUUUUCUUUGCCUCAUUUUUACUCUGUGAUUUUCCUUACUAAAAAUUCCCAACGAUUAUUUGAAGUCAGUACUUCAUAUUUUUAGAGAACCUUUGAUCAUCAUAUUUUCAAAUGCUUUAGGAAAAAAAACUUACAGGGAUAUCCACUUGUUAUCAGUCUUGAAAAUAGCCCAAGAGUACAAAUGGAGCAGCCGGGAAAGGUAGACACAGCCAGACUGAUGGAAGGGCUUCACAGUGCUGUCCUGUUGCUCAUUCACUUCAUUAACA
Messenger RNA from Loxodonta africana (African savanna elephant), 4704 nucleotides. It is a transcript of the gene QTMAN, whose product is annotated as glycosyltransferase like domain containing 1. The transcript has 11 exons. Gene Ontology annotation, molecular function: glycosyltransferase activity. Lineage: Eukaryota; Metazoa; Chordata; Mammalia; Proboscidea; Elephantidae. The coding region runs from base 29 to 1552 and encodes 507 amino acids. The record is from RefSeq and is a predicted model, not a curated record.